Molecule: messenger RNA, 1274 nt
Organism: Effrenium voratum
Lineage: Eukaryota; Dinophyceae; Suessiales; Symbiodiniaceae
Source: the annotation of a GenBank genome assembly
GGUUCCGCAAAGUCGAGACCUGGCGUUGUGACCGGUAUGCAUGCCGCGGUGCCUUGAUGCUCUUCGACAUCGAGGCGCUCGACCUGAUCUGGCCAUGGACGCCGCUGAUGCCCACGGUGUAUUUGGAGCCAGGCACGACCUUCCGAGUGAAUCUGACUGUGCCGAAGCCGUGCCCCAACGUCUUCGUGGUGCUCUUCUCUGGCAAGCAGCUGACCGAUAUCCUGCCCAUGCUGUCCCACAACGGGCAUGGCAUGAGCAGUUACGUGGCUGCCAGCUGGCGCGCCAGCCUCGCGCAGAGUGUGAACGCCACCUUCCAGAUCUUCAGCGAGGACGCUCAGUCGCUGGGCAUCUUGACGGCGGCGCCCCAGCUGCCCCCUGUGAGGCUCCACGGUUUCGUGAGCUUUGAGGGCCCAGGCGGCCACUUGCCGCCCGAGGAGCAGGUGAACGCGCAGAUCGCGAACGUCCUCUGCGGCGCCUCCCUCUUCUCCGCCUGGCUGCUGCUUUUAUCGAUGCGCAGCGGGCGCAGCCGCCUGCACGGGGUGUUCCUGGGCUGCUUCCUCCUGAAGGCCCUGGUGCUGCUGUCGCUGGCGCUGGACCUGCGCGCCACCAACGCCACGGGGCGCCAGAGCCCGGCGCGGGCCGCCGCCUGGCAAAUGCUGAGGCACUUGCAAGAGACCUCGGUGCUGGCGCUCUUCUUCCUAAUAGGCCUGGGCUGGAAGAUCACGCGGUCCCAGCUGAGGGGCUCCGAGUGGGCCUUCGGCUCGGCGGCGCUGGCGGUGAGCUUGCUGCUGCGCGGCAUGGAGGUGCUGUGCAGCGCCCUGAAGGUCUGCAGCCCGCAGCGCUACAUGCUGACGCUGUUCACGGUGAACUCCCUGUGCUCCUUGGUGGUCAUCGUGUCCACAAACUUCAACAUCUUUCUGCUGAGCCGGCAGCUGAUCGAGGCCAACGCCUCGCAGGAGGCUGGCGUUCUUUAUGCAAAGCUCCAGGCCUACAUCACUUUCCGCGUUUGCUUCCUGUACUUUGUCAUGAUCCCCGUCAUUUGUGGCACGGCUCUGCGGAUCAUCAGCUGGCGUUCCAUGUGGAUGGUGAAGGAGACUCUGGAGUGGUGCGUGCUCUCAGUCGUGCUGUGGCUCUGGCGCCCGGGUUACAUGAAGGCGGUCCGCGUCUUCCAGCUGUCCGCUGCCCCGCCCAGCGAGAGCGAGGCCGAGUCCGUAGAGGACGUCGAAGAAUGACGCUUUUGCUCGCUUGAGCGCCGGCGAGUGAGAAACAGGGGU